ACAGCAGUGCAUUGUGGGUGAUUCUGAGUUCAGAGGUCAUGAGGAGGCCACCGAGCUGAUCAUGUGAACAUGACCAGGUAACGGCAAUAUGGACGCCUUCUUUGAGAGAUUCGCCUCCAUAGAGCCGGGGGUGACUGAGGAGCCUCCAGGGAACAUGACGGAGCAGUGUUACAACGCUCGUUCACACAGCACAGUCCUCCAGGGUCUGCCGUUCGGAGGAGUCCCCACCGUCCUCGCCAUCAACUUUCUUGCCUGGCUGGUGUUGCUGCUGGUGUUCUCAUGCUUGCGGAAGGCGGCCUGGGACUACGGACGUCUCGCUCUACUCAUAGACAAUGACAGGUGAGAUGUACGCUCCUCG
Molecule: messenger RNA, 358 nt
Organism: Nanorana parkeri
Lineage: Eukaryota; Metazoa; Chordata; Amphibia; Anura; Dicroglossidae
Product: CSC1-like protein 2
Exons: 3
Coding region: 89-343 (84 amino acids)
Source: RefSeq, a predicted model, not a curated record